UCCAGCUCACUUUCCAUUCAGCUUGCACUCACACACACAUACUCACCGGAGCGCUGCCAAAGCAUUGCUCAGCAUUUCACACACACACACACACACACACACACACACACACACACACACACACACACACACACACACACACAGAGUCUGAACAUACCUCAAACCUAAACCUCACUCAGCCCAACACACACUGUAGCUUAAAUUAGUCUCUCUCUCUCUCUCUCUCUCUCUCUCUCACACACACACACACACACACACACAUAGACACACGUGGUUAUACUCUUCCAUCCAGGCAGCAUGUCAGUGUUGAGGAUUGUCCAGGUGGUGUUGGCGUGUCUGGUGCUUUCGGCGGGUGUGGUGAUGCCGGAGCUUUACAACGAUGGCUUCGAGGUCAACUUUGGCGAGUCGUAUUACAACGAGAUCGACGAGGGAGAGCCGAGCGAGGCGGAGGCCCCCACUGAUGCUCCCUGCACGGCCCCCGAGUUCAACAAGUGGGACAAGCUCUUCACCAUGCUGGAGAACUCACAGAUGAAGGAGAACAUGCUGCUGCAGUACUCGGAUGACAUCGUGAAGGUGGGCCUGCAGUCUCUGCGCACCGAGGUGCUGGAGAUCUUAGCUCAGAAUGGUGCGGCUUGCGUGUCUGCUGUGGAGAACUCAGCACAUCAAGCCAGAACACACACCGAGACGAAAAUCCUGCAGGCCCUGGAACGGCUUCAUGACACCACGGCACAACAUCAGGCACGGCAUGAAGCAGCACUGGAGCAGAUCCUGGUGGCCACUCAGGAACAGGUGACACAGCUCAAUAAGGUGGAGAGAAACUGCAUACAUGACCGGGUCAAGAGUUUCCAGACUAGAGAUCUGGAAAAGGAAGACCAAAGACAGCUGCAUGCCAUCUCUGCUGAGCUGCAAAGCCUAGAAGAGACGCUGGACUUCUACAUCAGUUCCAGAGCUGGUCAAAUACUGCCCGCAGGCUGUGACAUGGGCCUCUUCUUCCCUAUGCGCUCUCCAAAGAUGCAUGCUGAGGUAAUUCCUGAGCGCUCCAUGAAGACCCAUGCCUUCACCGUAUGCCUGUGGAUUAAACCAACCCAACUGCAUAACAAGACCACGCUGUUCUCCUACGGCACCACGACCAACCCGCUGGAGUUGCAGCUCCUGCUCAGUGGGCGUAGCGCCCUCUUCACGGUAAGAGGUGAAGCACAUUUAGUGGAGGCACGCAAUGCUGCAACCGAGGGAUUGUGGCUGCACUUGUGUGGGACCUGGAGCUCCGACCAGGGCCUGGCAUCGCUGUGGGUAAACGGCAACAGAGAAGCAAGUUCUCCUGGUGUCGCCGAAGGGCAUGAGAUCCCUGCUGAUGGUGUCACCAUCCUCGGCCAGGAGUACACCGGUAAAGGUGAAGGUCUGGCCAAGAGAUUUGGCUUGCAGGAGAUGUUCAACGCUGACGAGGCAUUUACUGGGAAGCUGACUGGCGUAAACGCAUGGGACCGCGUUCUAGAUGAGGAUGAGAUUUCCAAGCAAGCGAUGGUGAACGGAAGGACCUGUGGUUCCCAUGGCAAUCUGGUAGCCUGGGGGGUGUCUCAGAUUGUGGAAAGAGGAGGCGUCAAACUCAUCUACUAGCUGCUCGAUUAAAGGAAACAAAAACCUGCACGAGAACUUUUAAACUUCAAAACACACGAGUAUCCCGCUGUACUACAAUUAUUACACUAUCACUACCACAUCCUGCUUAGAUCAGUGAAACCGGCUCGCCUGUGGGGCAACUGUCUGCAUUUUUAAUCAAAUAAGGACCAUGUUCUCAAAGCUUCAUCAACCCAAAUCUGAAAACAACCCGUGUAAUCUUAUAGUAUUUAUCACAAUGUUUACAUUCUGCUAACAAACGUUUUGUCCCAUAAUCUUUCGAAACUACUUUUUUUAAUGACGUAACUUGUUUUUCCUUUGUUGAUCUUUGUUUAACGCAAAGACGUUCACUAUGUUUUGCUAAAGGAAUUGUGUAAAAUGUUUACAAAGUCCUCUCGGGACUUUACCUUUGUUCUGUUAAUGUGAGGAAAUGUACUAUACUGUAUUUUUGUUAAGAAGAUGAAAUGAACCUAUAUUGUAUAUAGAUUUUUUUUUUGUCUAUUACUGAAGGAGUGAAAUGGUGGAAUUUAAUAAAGAAAAUUAUUAAAUGGA
Messenger RNA from Neoarius graeffei (lesser salmon catfish), 2163 nucleotides. RefSeq names its product pentraxin 3, long a (gene ptx3a). Gene Ontology annotation, biological process: innate immune response. Gene Ontology annotation, molecular function: complement component C1q complex binding. The coding region runs from base 298 to 1614 and encodes 438 amino acids. The record is from RefSeq and is a predicted model, not a curated record. NCBI's taxonomy places the organism in Eukaryota, Metazoa, Chordata, Actinopteri, Siluriformes, Ariidae. The transcript has 3 exons.